AUGGAUAUUAAACAACAACUUUCUGUAGAUAAGUCCUCGGAUAAGACGGAUUCUGCUUCCAUUGAAAAGGGAACUGUCCGUAGGGGCUUGGAGGCUUGGGCAAAGAAACUAUCUGUUGAGGCGGGAGGGAUUGAGAGAGUUACUGAUGAGGAGAGGCUCAGCAACACGACGCAUGUUUGGAAUGCUUGUACUUUCUGGUUGAGUGCCAACAUGGCUGUGGCUACUUUGUCCACGGGGAUGGUUGGUGGUAGCAUGGGAUUGUCCUUCUGGGAUUGCUUCGCGAUCAUCCUCGUGGUGAACAUUGCUUCUUGCCUCCUACCAGCCUGGACAGCAUCGUUCGGAUUGACGGGCUUACGAAUGACUACAUUCUCACGGUACUCCUUCGGCUACUGGGGCAACCUCCUCGUUGUUAUCUUCUCCAUGGUCUCAACAACAGGCUGGAACGCGAUAAACAGCAUUUCUGGGGCGUCAGUCCUCAGCGCACUCUCUGAUGGAAAAUGCCCCCAAUGGGCCGGUGUCCUGAUAAUCUGCACGACGGUAUGGAUUAUCUGCGUCCUCGGCAUCUCAUGGAUCCAUCGCCUCGAUGCCUUCCUCUGGAUCUCGCCAUUCGUCGUCUGGUGUGUAGCUGCCGGCACUGGAGCUCAGAAUUUCCACGGCGAUGCAGUCAAGUCCCCAACAGGGCCCAAUGGUGCUGCAGCUGCUCUGUCCUUCAUGGCUGUGGUGUUCUCGUUUGCGGUUUCUUGGAUCAAUUGCGCCGCGGAUUACAACGUGAAGAUGCCUGCCAAUACGCCCAGGUAUAAGAUCUUCUGGGCCACAUAUGCUGGGAUUUUUGUACCAACAGUUCUCGUACAAACACUCGGCGCAGCACUAUACUCCGGAGUCCAGGCCAACGCCGCCUGGAAACACGCAUAUCUUGCGUAUGGGGUCGGUGGUCCCUUGAAGAUGGCUUUGGAGCCUGCAGGCGGAUUUGGCAAAUUCCUUAUGGUGUUGGCAGCUUUGAGCUCUAUCCCCAAUAACAUCCCAAACAACUACUCUUUCGCCAUGCACGCCCAGAACUUCGGUCCCUGGGCUCUCCGCAUCCCCCGCGUCAUCCUCGUAACAUUCGGCUUCGUUGCAGCAGUCAUCGUCGGCUGCUGCGCAGCUCGAUUCUUCCCGGAAGCCACGCUCCAAACAUUCUUGAGUAUCAUCGGGUACUGGACCGUGGUCCACAUCGUUGUGGUUACGGAAGAACAUUUCAUUUUCAGACGCGGGAGAUGGAGUCUGUACGAUCUUGAUGCUUGGAGCAAGCAGGAUCUUUUACCAUUCGGGUGGGGCGCCAUUGGGGCUUUUUGCUUUGGGUUUCUUGGCGCUGCGCUCGGGAUGAAAAUCACCUGGUAUACGGGGCCGAUUGCGGAGCUUAUCGGGAAGAAGGGUGCGAAUUUGGGGCAUGAGCUGACGUUUGCUUUCUCUGCGCUGACAUUUCCGUUGUUCAGGUGGUUGGAGAAGAAAUAUACUGGGAAGUAAAACAUUGUCGGGCGAAGAUAUUCUUUGUAGGCGUUAUUCAAGUUGCUGGUCCUGGAAUAUAUGGAUCCCAAUCAGGAAUGAAAUCGAAGUUCCC
This is a messenger RNA of Hyaloscypha bicolor E, 1597 nucleotides long. RefSeq lists its product as uncharacterized. The transcript is spliced from 5 exons. Gene Ontology annotation, molecular function: transmembrane transporter activity. The record is from RefSeq and is a predicted model, not a curated record. NCBI's taxonomy places the organism in Eukaryota, Fungi, Ascomycota, Leotiomycetes, Helotiales, Hyaloscyphaceae. Gene Ontology annotation, cellular component: plasma membrane. The coding region runs from base 1 to 1503 and encodes 500 amino acids. Gene Ontology annotation, biological process: transmembrane transport.